GCUGCUAGCAAGCUCCUUCCCAAGCUCACCAUUAUCCUGGCCUGCUCUACCUCCCUCCCUCCCCUUCUCCCCCGUACCCUUGUAAUUGCCAAUUCAUUGCUCUCUCUUUUUCUUUCCACGUAAACGACUUCCUCACAGCGUCGCUUCUUGGUGCACCGCUUCCUCCCCCCAAGAUGGCGACGCAAGUCAUUACGAACUCGGGUCACGAUGACAUGAUUCACGAUGCAGUCCUCGACUACUACGGCCGGAAACUCGCCACCUGCUCGAGCGACCGCACCAUCAAAAUCUUUGAAAUCGAGGGCGAGACGCAACGGUUGAUAGAAACGCUCAAAGGACACGAGGGCGCAGUCUGGUGCGUCGCCUGGGCGCACCCCAAGUACGGCAACAUCCUCGCCUCGGCGGGCUACGACGGCAAGGUCUUCAUCUGGAAGGAGCAGGCCAGCGGCAGCGGCGGUCCUCAUCAGGCCGGCGGCGUCGGCGGUGUUGGUGGUGCUGCUGGCGCUGGUGCUGGCGCUCCCGGCGGUGGCGGCGCAGCGUGGCAGCGCAUCUACGACUUCCCCCUGCACAAGGCGUCGGUCAACAUCGUCGCCUGGUCCCCGCACGAGGCCGGCUGCCUCCUCGCCUGCGCCUCGUCCGAUGGCUCCGUCAGCGUCCUCGAGUUCAAGGACAACGCCGUCGACCACGUCACCCUCCCCGCCCACGGCCUCGGCGUCAACUCGGUCUCGUGGGCCCCCGCCACCUCCCCCGGCAGCAUCGUCAGCAGUGCCCCCGUCGGAGGCGGCCCCGCCGCUGCCGCCGCUGCCCUCGCCGGCAACCGCCGCUUCGUCACCGGCGGCUCCGACAACCUCGUCAAGAUCUGGGCCUUCGACCCCGCCUCCCAGUCGUACAAACAGGAGCGCGAGCCCCUCGCUGGCCACGCCGACUGGGUCCGCGACGUCGCCUGGUCCCCCACCGUCCUCCAAAAGUCGUACAUCGCCUCCGCCUCCCAGGACAAGACGGUCCGCAUCUGGACCUCGGACCCCGCCUCCCCCGGCCACUGGGACUGCAAGGUCCUCAACUUCGACGCCGCCGUCUGGCGCGUCAGCUGGUCCCUCAGCGGCAACGUCCUGGCCGUCAGCGGCGCCGACAACAAGGUCACCCUGUGGAAGGAGAACCUCCGCGGCGAGUGGGAGUGCGUCAAGUCCAUCGAGGAAUGAAGCCCCCGCGCCGGAGCGGGACGUCAUGGAGUGCAGACGCGAUGGUGAAGCAGAAGCCAUGGAUCUACAAGGGGCCGAAGCAGCAGCGAAUGGUUCGCUGCUCAAACACGGUGUAGUUGCGAGGCGUUUGGAGGCCAAGAUGAGGCGGCAGAGACAAGCUCUCGUUGGCAACCUUGGCUCUUGGCCAGGCUGCAUCGCUCAGGGCUUGCUCUAUCAUUCCAACUGAGACGGAUGCAAUUCAGGGGAGGGGGACACAACCAGCUAGACGCGUCUGAAGAGUAAUGAACAUGUAAAAGCGCAAUCUUUGUUUUGUCUUCCAUGUCACAGGGGGCUGUUGUUACUCUUUAAGCUAGACAAUCUUCCCAAAAGCGCCCCAGGUGUCCCUCUUAGGCCGUACAUUGAGAGCGGUCAUAAAAUCAUCAUGAAUUUUCUG
Messenger RNA from Purpureocillium takamizusanense, 1629 nucleotides. It is a transcript of the gene SEC13, whose product is annotated as GTPase-activating protein S13. The coding region runs from base 174 to 1196 and encodes 340 amino acids. The transcript is spliced from 4 exons. Gene Ontology annotation, cellular component: nuclear pore outer ring; COPII vesicle coat. Gene Ontology annotation, molecular function: protein binding; structural molecule activity. The record is from RefSeq and is a predicted model, not a curated record. Lineage: Eukaryota; Fungi; Ascomycota; Sordariomycetes; Hypocreales; Ophiocordycipitaceae. Gene Ontology annotation, biological process: positive regulation of TOR signaling; protein import into nucleus; COPII-coated vesicle budding.